AUGGCCCCCACGCUGCAGCAGGCGUACCGGAGGCGCUGGUGGAUGGCCUGCACCGCCGUGGUGGAGAACCUCUUCUUCUCUGCCGUGCUCCUGGGCUGGGGCUCCUUGCUGAUCAUGCUCAAGAACGAGGGCUUCUAUUCCAGCUUGUGCCCAGCCGAGAACAUCACUAACAUCACCCAGGAUGCACAGCUCGAGUGGCCCAGCUGUGAGAGCCAGGAAAAGAUGCUCAACCUGGGCUUCACCAUCGGCUCCUUCGUGCUCAGCGCCACCACCCUGCCCCUGGGGAUCUUCAUGGACCGCUUUGGCCCUCGGCCCACACGGCUGGUGGGCAGCACCUGCUUCGCUGCAUCCUGCACCCUCAUGGCCCUGGCCUCUCGGGACACCCAAGUUCUGUCUCCAUUGAUAUUCCUGGCGCUGUCCCUGAAUGGCUUUGGUGGAAUCUGCCUAACGUUCUCUUCACUCACGCUGCCCAACAUGUUUGGGAACCUGCGCUCCACCAUCAUGGCCCUCAUGAUCGGCUCCUACGCCUCUUCUGCCAUCACGUUUCCAGCAAUCAAGCUGAUCUACGAUGCCGGCGUGGCCUUCAUGGUCAUCAUGUUCACCUGGUCAGGCCUGGCCUGCCUCAUCUUUCUGAACUGUGCCCUCAACUGGCCCAGCGAAUCCUUUCCCUCUCCUGAGGAAGGCAGCUACACGAAGAAGAUCAAGCUUACUGGGCUGGCCCUGGAUCACAAGGUGACAGGGGACCGCUUCUACACCCAUGUGGUCAAUGUGGGCCAGCGGCUGAGCCAGAGGGCCCCCAGCAUGGAGGAGGAUGACAUCUCCUCCCAGGACACUCGUGGAAAGCCUCGGGAGAAGUCUGUCCCCUUCCGCAAGAGCCUCUGCUCCCCCAUUUUCCUGUGGAGCCUCCUCACCAUGGGCAUGACCCAGCUGCGGGUCAUCUUCUACAUGGCCGCCAUGAACAAGAUGCUGGAGUUCAUCGUGACCGGCGGCCAGGAGCAUGAGACCGUCUCCCUGAAGCAAAGAGCGGAAGAGACAGUUGGGUUCUACUCUUCCGUCUUUGGGGCCAUGCAGCUGCUGUGUCUACUCACCUGCCCUCUCAUUGGCUACCUCAUGGACUGGCGGAUCAAAGACUGUGUGGACAGCCCCACUGAGGGCAUGGCCCUCGACGAUGCCAGGGACGGGAUUGCCACCAAGUCCGUGAGACCACGCUACCGCAAGAUCCAGAAGCUCACCAACGCCAUCAACGCCUUCACGCUGACCAACAUCCUGCUGGUGGCUUUUGGCGUCACCUGCCUCAUCAACAACUUACACCUCCAGUUCGUGACCUUCGUCCUGCACACCAUCGUCCGAGGCUUCUACCACUCGGCCUGCGGUGGCCUCUACGCGGCAGUGUUCCCGUCCAACCACUUUGGGACGCUGACAGGCCUGCAGUCCCUCAUCAGCGCUGUGUUCGCCCUGCUCCAGCAGCCGCUCUUCAUCGUCAUGGUGGGAGACUUGAAAGGAAACCCCUUCUGGGUGAACCUGGGCCUCCUGCUCUUCUCACUGCUGGGAUUCCUGCUCCCUUCCUACCUCUUCUACUACCGAGCCCGGCUGCAGAGGGAGCACGCCUCCGGCUGGGAGGGCCCCCUGAAGCCGCUGAGCAGCCCCGAGGUGACGGCGUAG
Pipistrellus nathusii (Nathusius's pipistrelle) is the source of this 1662-nucleotide messenger RNA. Lineage: Eukaryota; Metazoa; Chordata; Mammalia; Chiroptera; Vespertilionidae. The record is from the annotation of a GenBank genome assembly.